AAGUGGGAGUGGUCAGUUCGGGGCUAUAUGUGUGAUGUUACUUUCUGUUUCCUCUACUCUGUGGAGUUGUUGAGGUGGUGCAAGAUGAGAUUGUGUGUUCUGUUCAUGUUUGUGGUCGUGCUGGGAGUGUAUGUGGAACACACAGACACAAACCCCGAUGUCUGUUCAACACUCACUGUUUCCCAUAAGUCCCUGCUGGUGGAGUACGGAGAACUUGUUGAACUCACCUGCUCCAUAUCAUCCAAACCUUCAUCAGAGUUCAUUCUGGGCUGGGAGUCUCAGAUUAAUCCUGUCCAAACAGGCAGUGAGACCAGUUUGGUGUGGAGGGCGUCCAGUCUGACACAGUGGGAGAUGAACAGAAGAGAGAUGUUCUGUUACUUGUCAGUGCCGAGUACAGAACAAUGUAAACAGAAGGUCCAUCUGAACCUUUACAAGCGUCCAGACAGUGUGAAGAUCAGCUCUGAGUCCAUUGUGUGGUCAGAAGGUCAGAUGAUGAAGCUGAAGUGUGAGAUUGAGAAUGUGGGUCCAUUACAGAACCUUACUGUGCAGUGGACCAGAGUGGACCAGAACAACAACAUGACUGAAAUGCCGUAUGGAAGUUUCAGAGCUUCUGGAGAGGAGAGGAAGAACGGGAAUGUGACGUCCACACUGACUGUCUCGGCCAGCCGUGAUGAAGAUGAAGUCCAGUAUCAGUGUGCAGCUCUACUGAAGCUGGAUCAGCUCCAACCACAAGUGAGAUCAUCAGAACGUCUGAAGCUCACAGUGCACUACAAACCCACCAUCACACAACUUUCCAGUGGUACUAUAUCGCUAACUCAGGGUGAUGAGCUGGUUCUGAACUGUUCAGCUCAUGGUAACCCCAGUCCUCAGUAUUUCUGGAACUUACCUGGAAACAAGAACCUCACAACCUCCUUCAUCUUCAUCAACAGUGUCAAGUCAGAUGAUCAGGGUCAGUACAUCUGCACUGCCUACAACGAUGAAGGCUCUGAUUCACUGACUGUGGUGGUUCACGUUGCAGUGGACUACAAGCUGAUCAUCAUUGCUGUCUGUGCUGUGGUUGGCGUGGUUGGCUUGCUGAUUCUUUCCUGGUGGUACUGUUACCGAUGCACCUGCAGUGCCACUGUAUCCAGAAGAACCUGACAUCAUAUACACACAAUGCCAACGUGGUCCACAGAGACGAUGCUAAUGAUGCUAAUCUACUCUUGAACAGAAUCUCAUAUCAACAUGGAGUUUUUACUCAUGGUUUUAUUUUAAUUUCACAAUUUUAACAACAAUGCAAAACAUUCAGAAUCUUGUAGAAUCCAUGCACAGUAAUAUUCAUGAGGCAGUGGAGGCCAAAGGAGGCACAUCAGAAUCAGGAUGAGGAUCAGAAUACUGUAUUGAUCCCAGAGGGAAACUGCAGUUGUUACAGUUGCAACCAUUUAUGUAAAAGAAUAAACACUUUAAUCGUUUAAAACAAAAAAGAGAAAUUUGCAGUAUGUACACAAGAUUUAAAUACAGUGAAGUGACUGUAAUCAUAAAUAUGAAACAUGCUGUGUAAAGUAGUUCAAAUUAUUGUACCUCUGAGUUGUUGCACACACAGUUAUUAU
Molecule: messenger RNA, 1589 nt
Organism: Pygocentrus nattereri (red-bellied piranha)
Lineage: Eukaryota; Metazoa; Chordata; Actinopteri; Characiformes; Serrasalmidae
Product: cell surface A33 antigen-like
Exons: 5
Coding region: 28-1140 (370 amino acids)
Biological process (GO): cell adhesion
Molecular function (GO): integrin binding
Source: RefSeq, a predicted model, not a curated record